UGGAAAUUAACCCUUGAAAGUGAUCAAACAAAAUUAAGAUAUAAUAUAAGUUUUACCACUGUGCCCAUAUAUAUUCAUCAAUAAGCAUCAAGUUCUAUAGUGCAUGAGCAUUAAUUUAACCAUGGACCCAAGAAUCUCCUUCUCCAAUGAUUUUGUGGUUGGACAACAAGCAAUCAUCAAACAUGAAAACAUAUACAGAGAAGCUCCUGUCUCUUCGGAUUUCGAAUUCUCUGUCAAAAACUAUUCUAUGAUAUCAGCAGAUCAAGUCUUUUUUCAAGGCAUGCUGUUGCCUCUGAGUAGUGAAUGCUCCAAGAAGGUAACUUUAAGAGAUGAACUACUUAAUGAUGAUGAUUCACCAAAAUGGUCAAAGAGUAUAAGCAGGUGGAAGGAAAGGUUAGGCCUAAAGAGAGGUGCAUCUAAGAAAGAUAAGAAUAAGAAUGACCAUGUGUUUAUGCAGAAAUCUGUAGGUAACCAAAAAGGGCCUAGUUUUGAACAAGGAGAAACAACUGUUAACAAAGACAAUAUGGAAUUGUUCUGUGAAGGAGGUGUAAGUAGCAGAGGUAAGUGAAUUCCACAGGAACUGCAUCCUUUGUCUAGGAGGGUUGACAUUCUACUAAUAUCUAAAGGAAUUAAGUGUUAGAAUUUUAACUGACUUGUUUUUGAACAAGUUAAAUUUAACCUAUGUAGUAGAAAGAAAGUUCCGCAUGGUAUUAUUUAUCUUUGUACAAAAAUUUGUAGUUUUUCAAUGAGUUUGAUGGAUCCAGUAUUGUGGCUUUUGUUAGAGAUAUAUAGUGAUUAUAGCUAGUUGUUAAAUGUUCUAGUUGGUUGUCAAGUAUCUUCACCUUCAACUUCUAAGCAAGUUAUUAUCUUUUGUAUUCUUUGCUUUUUCAUAUUAUAUCUUAAGUGAGUUUC
Molecule: messenger RNA, 912 nt
Organism: Cicer arietinum (chickpea)
Lineage: Eukaryota; Viridiplantae; Streptophyta; Magnoliopsida; Fabales; Fabaceae
Source: RefSeq, a predicted model, not a curated record